UGAUAAAAAAUGUUUUGGUAAAAAUAUGAUUGUCAUUUAAACCAUUUGGGUGUGUUUUCAUUUUAUAAUUUUUUUGAUAUUGUUUGUUAAAUAUCUUUAGAAAUCAUCUUUCUGUAAAUUUUUUAAGAUUGUGGUCUAUUGUAAAAUGGACGAAUUGAAUAACAAGGAGGGACCCAAAGUUAGCCUCUCUGAUGCCAUUGCUAAUGUUGAAGUUUUGGAUGAAAUUGAUCUACCAGAUGAACAACAUUGUAUUCAGGGACAAGCCAAAUCAAUUGUCCAUCAUUUCAAUUUGGAUACAAAUUUUGAGGAUAAAAAUGCCUUUGUUUGUGGUGUGGCUAAAUAUCUUGAAGAAGCCAACUAUCAGUCCAAAUUAAAUCAAAUGUUGGAAGAAGGCGAAAAGCAUGCUGUAAUGCUAUAUACUUGGAGAUGUUGUUCACGAGCCAUUCCUCAACCUAAAGACAAAGAUCAACCCAAUAGGCUGGAAAUGAUUGAAAAGACAGUUGAAGUAUUAGGUCCUGAGGUUGAUAAGUUGUUGGCUUUUAUGUAUUUUCAAGAAGCUGCUAUAAAAAGAUUUUGCUCUGAAAUUAAAAGACUGUGUAUGUCACCUAAUAAUAAUCAAGGACCAGGUUCAGGUCCAGACUCAAGCUCCGGAAAACGUAAACAUGACACAUUCGUAUCUGAAACUUACCUAUUGACUCUUGGAAAAUUUUUGAAUAUGUUAGCUGUACUUGAUGAGCUUAAGAAUAUCAAAGCUUCUGUGAAAAAUGACUAUGCUGCAUAUCGACGAGCUUCUCAAUCUCUUAAACAACUAUCUGACUCACAUUCAUUACAAGAAAGUCAAAAAUUGUCCCUUUUUUUGGCGAUGAGAAAUAAAAUUCGUGACUCAUUGAAAGAACAGCUAGAAACAAUUUCUGGUUAUGAAGAGUUACUUGCCGAUGUCAUUAAUUUGGCUACUCACAUGUAUGAAAAUAAAAUGUAUAUGCUUCCUUGGGAGAAACAUAUGUUAGUUAAGGUAAUCGGCUUUGGACUUUUUCUCCUAGACUCUAAAGACUCUAAAAACUGUAACAUCAAUAAACUGGACACUAAACGCCGGAUCAACAUAAGUCGAAUCGAUAAAAUAUUUAAAUCUCUUGAAAUGGUUCCUCUUUUUGGGGAUAUGCAAAUUUCACCUCUACUUACAUAUAUCAAUAAAACUCCAAAUUACGACCCAACUAAAUGGCCAUUAAGCUCCAAUACACAAGUUCAAUCUACACAGGCUGAUAUACUUCAACAUUUAUCAGGUAUCAGGGAAGAUUAUGUAUCUUAUAUAUCCGAGCUUUCUCGUUAUUCCAAUGAAGUCACAACAACUGUUAAAGAAGCGCCAAGAUCUGAUGGAGAAAACAAGCAACUCCUUUGCCUUGCUUUGCGAGGUCUUCAACUAUUAUCUGAAUGGACAUCUCAUAUCAUGGAACUUUAUUCGUGGAAACUAAUGAACCCUACUGAUCAUCAUCAAAACAAAGACUGUCCAGUUGAGGCUGAAGAAUAUGAAAGAGUUACUAGAUAUAAUUAUAGUGAAGACGAAAAAGCUGCUCUCAUUGAAAUGAUUGCUAUGGUUAAAGGAUUACAAGUGCUUAUGCAUAGAAUGGAAACUGUUUUUACUGAUGCAAUCGGCUAUUCAAUUUAUGCUGAGCUACAAGAUUUUGUUCAGAAAACCUUGAGAGAACCUCUUCGUAAAGCUAUCAAAAAUCGUAAAGAUUUAGUCCGCACUUUACUGUCUUCUGUUCGGGAUACUUGUGCAGAUUGGGCUAAAGGAUUUGAAGAUCCAUUGACAAAGGGAAACAAAUUAUCUUCAAGUUCAAUGAGUGAAGUUGAUAUGCAAGUUCCACGACGAAAUGUUGGCCCUGGAAGUACUCAACUCUACAUGGUUCGAACCAUGUUGGAAAGUCUUAUUUCUGAUAAAGCAGCCAGUGGAAAGCGGACUUUGAGGAAAGACAUUGACGGAAAUUAUCUUUUAGCUAUUGAUCAGUUUCAUAAAAAUAGCUUUUUCUGGAAUUAUUUGCUUAACUUCAGUCAAACUCUCAGAGAAUGUUGUGAUUUGUCACAGCUUUGGUACAGAGAAUUUUACCUUGAAAUGACUAUGGGCAAAAGAAUACAGUUUCCUAUUGAGAUGUCUCUGCCCUGGAUCUUGACUGAUCAAAUAUUAAAUACUAAAGACCCUUCUAUGAUGGAAUGUGUUCUCUAUCCUUUAGAUCUUUACAACGAUGCUGCUCACUGCGCUCUUUACAAAUUUAACAAGCAAUAUCUUUACGAUGAAGUUGAGGCUGAAGUUAAUUUAUGUUUUGAUCAAUUUGUCUACAAACUUUCAGAGCAAAUUUUCGCUUACUAUAAACAUCUCGCUGGAUCCAUAUUGUUGGAUAAAAGAUUCCGUAGUGAAGCACAAAUUCAUGGAAUCAAGUUUGCUUGGCCUCAAGCGAACAGAUAUGAGACUUUAAUGAGACAGAGACAUCUUCAACUUCUUGGUCGAACCAUUGAUCUAAAUAGAUUAAUUGCCCAAAGAUUGAAUGCUCAUAUGUUGAAAAGCUUGGAAUUGGCCAUCCGUAAAUUUGAAUUGGGUGAUAUCAGUGGUAUCAUUGAGCUUGAAGGAUUGCUAUCAAUUAACAGAUACACUCAUAAAUUACUGUCUGAGCAUGUUGAACUUGACGAUUUUGAUGCACUAUUCAAAGAGGCAAAUCAUAAUGUUUCCGCUCCUUAUGGUAGCAUUACUCUUCACGUUUUCCUUGAUUUAUAUUACAAUUUCCUGCCUACCUACUGUUACAAUUCAUCAACUAAUCGUUUCGUUAGAGUUCCAUCAAAAGCACCAAAUCUUGCCCCUCACAUGGAUUAUCAUCGUGAAAGAUCAGCUCAUAAUUCUAAUGCACAACCGGCCUACUAUUUUUAUGGUACCAAGGCGUUGAAUGUGGCAUAUGGAAGAAUCUAUGGUCAAUAUUCUAGUUUCAUUGGUGCUCCCCAUUUCCGAGCUAUGUGCCGUCUUUUGGGUUAUCAAGGAAUAGCGGUAAUCAUUGAAGAACUGCUUAGAAUUAUGAAAACUGGUAUUCAAGGAACCAUUGCUCAAUAUGUUGAAACACUUAUGAAAGCAAUGCCAAAAUUAUGUAAAUUACCUCUAUAUGAGUACGGCUCCAGUGGUGUAUUGGAGUUUUACCAAGCACAACUUCGUGACAUUAUUCAAUAUCCUGAUGUUAAAACAGAGCUUUUCCAGUGUUUCAGAGAAAUCGGUAACGCAGUCAUCUUUUGUCUUUUAAUUGAACAAAGUUUAUCUCAAGAAGAAGUUUGUGAUCUCGUCCAAGCCGCACCAUUUCAAAACAUUUUCCCACGUCCCUAUUGUAAAGACCAAGAGAAACCAGAGACUAAAAUUAAAAGAAUGGAAGCCAAAUACGCACCUUUACAGGUAGUUGCCAAUAUUGAUCGGUUUGGAUCCAACAAGCAAGGUCAAAUUGCCAGGGAAGGUGAUCUAUUAACCAAAGAACGGUUAAUUUGUGGUUUAUCAAUAUUUGAAGCUGUUCUUGGUCGUAUUAGAGAUAUUAUGGUUGAAAAUGAAGAGCAAGCUGCCCGGUGGAUUGGACCAACAGAUGGGCCACCACCAAAUGGAGUUAUCUAUGUUGACGAAUGUAUUGAAUUUCAUCGUCUCUGGUCAGCUUUACAAUUUGUUUAUUCAAUUCCAGUAGGAGAUGGUGAAUGGACAGUUGAACAGUUAUUUGGCGAAGGUCUGAAUUGGGCAGGUUGUGUUAUGAUAUCUUUAUUAGGUCAACAGAGACGAUUUGAGACACUCGAUUUCAGUUAUCAUUUACUCAAAGUACAAAGAGUUGAUGGUAAAGAUCAAAUUGUUCGGGGAAUACCGCUUAAACGAAUGGUUGAUCGUAUUAGAAGGUUUCAAAUCCUAAACUCUCAAAUAUUUUCCAUUUUAAACAAAUACCUUAGUUCGCCAUCAAGCGAAGGAAACACAAUUGAACACGUUAAGUGUUUCCAACCACCAAUUCAUCCAGCUCAUGCAGCAAAUCAAGGUGGACCAAUCUAUAUGAGAACUGCAAUCCUGUUGCAACAACAUCGAGGUGCUGUUAAUGAAGACACUGUUAAUUAAUUAAAACUUAUAUUAUUUAAUAAUCAUUUUACAAAACAUUUUUUUGCAGAAACAUUUGUGAUUGAUGUUUUUUCCAGUAUAUGUAGACUUAUUAUUCCAAAACCUAUUUAUUCCCAAAGUUCUUAUUGAUUUAUAAAUUUUUAUGAAAAACCAAGCUCUGUUUUAUAAAAUAAUUUGUAUCAUAAAUUGUUUACACUUUUAACUGGGUAGCUCAUCAAUCAGUGAAGGAUCUUAAUUAUCAAGAUUCAAUUUUUUAUCCCGCUUGAUGAGAUUUUUGUCUGUUUUUAUAUAAUCGACAUAUUCAUUUGGCUUUUUGUUUGUUUAAAAAUGAAUUCACAGAUUAAAUUAUAUUUUUAUUUUGUUUGA
Molecule: messenger RNA, 4480 nt
Organism: Tetranychus urticae (two-spotted spider mite)
Lineage: Eukaryota; Metazoa; Arthropoda; Arachnida; Trombidiformes; Tetranychidae
Gene: Cyfip
Product: Cytoplasmic FMR1-interacting protein Sra-1
Biological process (GO): regulation of actin filament polymerization
Molecular function (GO): small GTPase binding
Source: RefSeq, a predicted model, not a curated record